ACUACUCGUCCGCUAGUCAGAUGGUCGGCUAUGAAGUCCUGAUGAGUAAUGUCACAGUCACUCUUCACUUAUAUAUUCCCGACUUCAUCUGAGAUGGUCACUUGAGAUGUCCGGCACAUCCAAGUUCUAAAUCUCAACACAAAAUGCGCUUCCCACCACCAGGGAUCACCGUCCGUCCCCCCAUAAUACGCAUCACCAACGGCACCUUCUACCGCCACCAACCCUCCUCCCAUCCUUCUCACAGCCACCCCAACCCACCCCUCUUCAGCAACCUCACCCUCGACCUGCCCUCCCACCCCUCCUCCCCGCACAACUGGGCCAUCCUCGGCCCCUCCCAAUCCGGCAAGACCACGCUUCUCCAGCUCCUCCGCGGCCAAUACCUCUGCUUCCCGCCCACCGCUCGCUCCUUUCCCUAUCUUUCAACGGAAGACGUGCCCUCCCGCUUGCGAGGAAACCCAGCCAAGGCGAUUCAGUAUGUCGGGUUCGACGCCACCUCCACGUCCGGGGGCUUAGGGGCAGCGGCGUCGACGUACAUCUCCGCUAGAUAUGAAAGUCACAGGGAACAGACGGAUUUUUCGGUGAGGGAUUGGUUGUUGGGGAACACGGAACUAAACCCGACUUCGAUGCCGGGGGAGUAUCGCGUUGAUCCGGAGCUCUUUGAGCGGGUGGUGGUUGAUCUCAGGUUGGAUACCUUGCUGGAUCUUCCCGUGUCUUUCCUUUCCAACGGGCAAGGCCGGAGGGCUCGGAUUGCCAGGGCGUUGUUCACGGACCCGGAGGUGUUAUUGCUAGAUGAACCGUUCAUGGGGCUAGAUCCGGCUACGGUAGCGGGCUUGAGCCCCUUACUGGAAAGUCUAGCGGAGAAGAAGAGUCCGAGACUAGUACUGGCCGCGAGACCGCAGGACCCCUUACCGGAGUGGAUCACGCACUUGGUGUAUCUGCGGACAGACAGCCAGGUGGGCGCGAUGGGCGAGAGGGGGACGGUGUUGGAUGGGUUGAGGGCUUACGUGCGCGGGGUGUGGAAGGGCGGGUUAUCUGAAGACGAGACGAUGCCUGUUCAUGCUCUUAUCGACAUCGGCCGUACCUUGACGAAGGAUGGUAUCAAGGGCGAGGGACUAGCCGAGGAACUUACCCACUCCCCGACUAACCAAGCACCCAUCAUCGACUCCCCUGUCCCCUCUCCCGAAAAAGAAGAAGAAAAAGAACCCCUAGUCCAAAUGUCCGGCGUCACCGUCCGCUACGGCACCAAAACCGUUCUCGGCAACUGGCCUUUAGGUCUGCACUGGACCGUCCGCCGCGGUUCCCGCUGGGGCGUCUUCGGUCCCAAUGGCUCCGGAAAAACCACCAUCGUCUCUUUACUCUGCUCCGACCACCCACAGACUUACUCCCUCCCCAUCAAACUCUUCGGGCGGUCCCGGCUGCCCGAGCCUGGCUCCGGCCAGAGGCCUCUAACCUUCUGGGACAUCCAAUCCCGCGUCGGCCAUUCCUCGCCCGAAAUCCAUCAGUAUAUGCCUCGCCGGUUGACGGUCCGGUCUGUUCUCGAGUCCGCAUGGGCCGACACUUUCUCUUCUGUCCCCAAACUCACGCCCGAGGCUACCGAAAAAGUGGACGCUACGCUGUCGUGGUUCGCGCACGAACUUAACCCUUCUUUCGCGAAACGUUCGCAGCAUACACCCGUCGAACUUGCACAGGUGGAGGCCGAUGAAGCAAGCCUAAAAUGGGCAAAAGAUUACCAAUUCGGCGAGAUACCCUUCUCCUCCCAACGCCUUCUCCUCUUUUUGAGAGCUAUCGUCAAAAACCCCGACAUCGUCGUUCUAGACGAGGCUUUCAGCGGGAUGGACGACGCGGUGAGGGAUAAAUGUAUGCUCUUUUUGAUCCACGGCGAGAGCAAGACAUUUGCGUCAUCCACUGUUUCUACCCCUACUCCCUCUCCCUCUCCCAAUGCCAAGGGUAUUUCGGUAGCCCCUCUAGAGGUGGUAGACAGCGAGCAAGCUGUGCAAGGCAAGGUGAAGGUGCAUGGAUUGACGGAUCAGCAAGCGUUGAUUUGUAUCAGCCAUAUCAAGGAGGAGGUUCCCGAUUGCGUGAGGGAGUGGGUGUGUUUGCCCGAGGCGAGUAGUGGGGAGGAGGCGAGGUUUGGGAGGUUGGAUGGCCCGUUGAGGGUUAGUAGUAGGCGGUGGGGGGAGGUUUGGGGGGUUAAUUGA
Neurospora tetraspora is the source of this 2198-nucleotide messenger RNA. Its product is annotated as P-loop containing nucleoside triphosphate hydrolase protein. The record is from RefSeq and is a predicted model, not a curated record. The transcript has a single exon. Gene Ontology annotation, cellular component: mitochondrion. The coding region runs from base 144 to 2198 and encodes 684 amino acids. Gene Ontology annotation, molecular function: ATP binding; ATP hydrolysis activity. Lineage: Eukaryota; Fungi; Ascomycota; Sordariomycetes; Sordariales; Sordariaceae.